AUGGAGUUCAAUAAGGAUCAGGCAAGCGUGUCUGAGAAUAAGUCUCAAGAUCCAAAUCCCAGAUUUGCUUUCGAAGGUUGCAGCGUUUUGCUCGAUGUUAACGAUGGUGAUCGUCUUGUCUUCGCUCGUCUCUCCGGUGGCGCUAUAUUAAAAAUCGGUAAUAAGAAUUAUUCGUUAAAGCCAUUGAUCGGAGCUCCGUUUGGAUCUCUGUUCCAAGUCGAAAACGGAGAAGAAGGUUCUUUCCUAUCUCGUAUUCUACCUGUUAAACAAGAAAAUAACAGUAAUAAUGUUAUCGAUGAUUCGAGAGAUAAUCGAGAACUUGUCGAUAAUAAUGAAGCUCAAAGUCUUACUGGUGAAGAAAUUGAAGCUAUGAGGAGAGAGGGUGCAAAAGGGGAUGAAAUUAUUGAAGCUCUUAUUGCAAAUAGCAAAACAUUUGAUAAGAAGUUUCAGUUUUCACAGGAAAAAUAUAAGCUUAAGAAGCAGAAGAAAUAUGCGCCAAAGCUGCUUCUAAGACGGCCUUUUGCUCGAAGUAUCUGUGAAGCUUACUUCAAGAAGUAUCCCUCCAGAAUCGGAUUCAUACGAGUAGAUGCGUUAUCUCUUUUGUUAACAAUGGCUAAUGUCACCGCAUACUCGGAUGUGCUUGUGGUCGAUAUGGUUGGUGGCCUUGUCACUGGUGCAGUGGCUGAACGACUAGGAGGCACUGGUUAUGUUUGCAAUGCAUAUAAGGGAAAAUAUCCUUAUUCUGUGGAGAUGGUAAGGAUGUUCAACUUUAGUGACAAGGUUAUAGAGAGGAUCGUGCAGUCAUCUAUAAGCGAACUCUCGUCACCUGCUUCUUCUGAAGAAAACAAUCAACAAGAAGUAGUUUAUAACGCCGAGAUUAAUAUCAAUGAACCAUCUACGUCUGAUAUGGUAGUAGAAGAAAUUUCUGUGACCGCUGAGGCUACAGUAGUAGGUGCUGUUGCUCCAGAGUGCAAAAUUAUCAAAGCUCCAAAAGCUGGAGCCAAAGCUUCGAAAGAAGCAAUCCAAAUGUGGCGUGAAAACGGUUUUUCUAGCUUAAUCAUCGCUGCACAAGACCAAGAUCCAUGGAGCGUAGCAAAAGACGUAUUGCCACUGCUUUCCUACUCUGCACCGUUUGCUAUAUACCAUCAGUAUUUACAGCCGUUGGCGACAUGUAUGCAUAACCUUCAGCAAGAGAAGAUGGCGAUUAAUCUGCAAAUAACAGAACCGUGGCUACGCGAGUAUCAGGUGCUUCCUUCAAGAUCUCAUCCUCACAUGCAGAUGAGUUCCUUUGGAGGCUAUGUUCUAAGCGGCAUCAGAAUCUCCACCACUUCUUGA
Molecule: messenger RNA, 1335 nt
Organism: Arabis nemorensis
Lineage: Eukaryota; Viridiplantae; Streptophyta; Magnoliopsida; Brassicales; Brassicaceae
Source: the annotation of a GenBank genome assembly